ACUGUCAAAACAACAAUAACGGCUGCGAUUGUUCAAAGAUCCCUCAAUCCCAGUGGAAAAAUAUACGUGUAGCCUUCGUUUGUAAUUAAAAUUUGGUUGCAAAUAUGUCUGAAGGGCUGUUUUCAAUUUUUGGCGAUCGAUUCGUAACACAGGCUGUGCAAAAUGUGAUCCGGCAGCCACUAUCUAAUAACGAAAAUAUUGGCAAAACCGUUAAAUCGGUUUCUACCGGUCCUGUAAAGCCUAAUGAGCCAGUAAAAAAGGCGGGAGAAAUUAAGAAAUCUUUUCUCUCGAAGAAGGGUACUGCGUUACGUGAUAUCCAAACUCCACAAAAACCUCUAACUCCUAGAUCAAAGAACAUUGAAACGUCAGCAAAGAAGAUGUUUUGUUCUCCUUUCAUUUAUAGUGACGAAAAUGAGAAUAAUGAAAAUAUCCAGAAGCAUUUGGAGGAAAUGGAAUUCACAAAGCAUACAUAUAAAUGUAAUAAUUACCACUUGGACAUAAUGGAUUUCUUAUUUGAAGAGCCAAAAGUACUAGAGCACUCAUCUCCACCAAAUACACCAACUCCUAAGGCUUCCAAUCACAUAUUGGAACGAAAUGAUUCUUUUGAUGAUGAUUUCUUUGAAGAUGACCUGGCAGACAAUGGUUACCCUGCUCUAUUUGAAGAUGACGAUCUUCCAGAACUCUACUAAACCAAACCUAAUGACUAGAAUUCCGAUUUGAACAGUUAUUAAUUAAUAACUUAUGCUUAUAGGCCUGCCAGAAUCU
Molecule: messenger RNA, 765 nt
Organism: Hyposmocoma kahamanoa
Lineage: Eukaryota; Metazoa; Arthropoda; Insecta; Lepidoptera; Cosmopterigidae
Exons: 4
Coding region: 105-689 (194 amino acids)
Source: RefSeq, a predicted model, not a curated record